CUUAGCCGCCAUUCCCUGAGAGAUCCCACAACUGGCAGUAACCGAAGACCAAAUAGUAAUAAAUAAAUAUGGGCUGUUGGACUUGUUGUGUGAGCCCCCUGCUUUUUUGGCCGGCCCUCAUCGGAGGAGCUGUGUAUUUUUUGAGGAAGUACAUGCAGGGCGGCCAGUUCACCAAGCAGACCGAUGAGACAGGCAAGGUGUUCAUUGUCACCGGUGCCAACACCGGCAUUGGCAAGGAGACGGCUCUGGAGAUCGCCAAGCGCGGAGGAACCGUGUACUUGGCCUGCAGGGAUAUGAACCGCUGCGAAAAGGCCCGCCAGGACAUCGUCAGGGAGUCGAAUAACACCAACAUUUUCGCCCGCGAGUUGGACUUGAGUUCUCUGGAUUCCAUCCGUAAAUUCGCCGCUGGUUUCAAGAAGGAGCAGGACAAGCUUCAUGUCCUGAUCAACAAUGCAGGAGUCAUGCACUGCCCCAAGGCUCUGACCAAGGAUGGCUUCGAGAUGCAGCUGGGGGUUAACCACAUGGGCCACUUCCUGCUCACCCACCUGCUGCUGGAUGUUCUGAAGAAAACCGCACCCAGUCGCAUCGUAAACGUAUCCAGCCUGGCACACACCCAGGGUUCCAUCAACAUUGAUGAUCUGAACAGCGAGAAAUCGUACAGUAGGAUCGGUGCCUACAGCCAGAGUAAACUGGCCAACGUCCUGUUUACCCGGGAACUGGCCAAGCGUCUGGAGGGAACUGGGGUCACCACUAACUCCUUGCAUCCCGGCGCUGUGGACACGGAGCUGACGAGGAACUGGAAGUUUUUGGAGAACAUUUUUGCGAGGUCACUGGUGAGACCUUUGCAGUGGGUUCUAUUCAAGACGCCUCGGAAUGGAGCGCAGACCACCCUCUACGCCGCCUUGGACCCCGCGCUGAAGGAGGUCUCUGGACUCUACUUCAGCGACUGCAAGCCCAAGGAUGUGUCAGCGGCUGCCAAGGACGAGAAGACUGGAAAGUUCCUUUGGGCAGAGAGUGAAAAGUGGACUGGCGUGAAUACGUCUAAAUUGGAUUAAAGAAAUUCACUAUUCCAUCACCCGCCAUUUCAUUAUUUAAUACUUUAAUUUUAUAAAAUAAAAAAGACUUUGAACACUCAAAA
Molecule: messenger RNA, 1138 nt
Organism: Drosophila biarmipes
Lineage: Eukaryota; Metazoa; Arthropoda; Insecta; Diptera; Drosophilidae
Product: retinol dehydrogenase 13
Exons: 5
Coding region: 69-1055 (328 amino acids)
Source: RefSeq, a predicted model, not a curated record